GUAGAAGGCGCUGGGAAUGAGGAUAAAAAGGGCCCCCUUCGCUGCUCUGGUUUCCCAGCUCACUUCUCUUUCUCGGGCUCAACUACACAGACGGGUACUGGCUGCCUUGUUUGUUUUAUUUUACGACUCUUCGACCUCGUUCUUUACGCCCCACGCCGUCCAUCACUGCAGAUAACAGCCAUACAUCAUGCGCUUCGGAACAGCCGUCUCUUUGCUUUGCGCUGUCGCGUCGAUGACGCCGCUCGCGUUCGCCGCGCCAGUCGCUUCCGACUCGACUGGCAGCUUCGAGGCCCGUGCCUUCGACGCUGAGGUCGCUGACCUCGUCGCUCGCUCCGACUUCGACGAGGCGACGAGCCUUCUCGCCCGGGCGGUCGCGGACGUGCUCAGUGCGCGGACCGAUCCUCCCAACUACCACAAGCACGACCCGAACAACGGCAAGAAGCCCAAGUACUCGGAGAAGGACCCCAACGGCCCGCCCAAGUACCGCCGGAGGGACCUGCACAAGAAGCCUCAGCCACCUCAGCCACCUCAGCCCAAGCGUGGCGCCUCGCGCCCGCGCGAGCUGCUCGACUCCUGGUGGUGAGCGGUCCGAUGGAGGGGAUGUUUAGAAAUUGUAUGGCACCCAUUGUAUCCUUGACGUGGAUUCCAGUAACGAGACUUGAUCAGUUGUGAACUUCA
Molecule: messenger RNA, 678 nt
Organism: Rhodofomes roseus
Lineage: Eukaryota; Fungi; Basidiomycota; Agaricomycetes; Polyporales; Fomitopsidaceae
Exons: 4
Coding region: 188-583 (131 amino acids)
Source: RefSeq, a predicted model, not a curated record